AUGUCAACAUCCUCGUCUGUCAACCGCACCGAUCUACCGCCAGCGCAAUGUCCUACCUGCCAUAUUCCUGUUUUGGGUAGAGAUGAAAAAUUUUGUCGAAAAUGUGGAUAUAAAAUGCUACAUUGUGUCAAAUGUAAUGCAACAGUCAGAGAAGGUGACAGUUAUUGUACUGCUUGCGGCGCAAGACGAUGCUGUAUAAUGGAACGUUGGCGUCAAGGAACGCUGCAUCGUAGUCCAUGUUUCGUUGGAAUGGUAAUUCUAGUUGUCGGUGCAUCAUGGCUAACGCUUCGUUAUGCACUUCGAAAACAUCUCUAG
Messenger RNA from Anisakis simplex (herring worm), 315 nucleotides. The record is from the annotation of a GenBank genome assembly. Lineage: Eukaryota; Metazoa; Nematoda; Chromadorea; Rhabditida; Anisakidae.